CGCUACUACCAGGUGACGUCACCGCCAGCGACCGCCGGCUGUUUGCAGCAUCGAGAGGGAAGGCGCUCCGGAGUGAUGGCGUCUUCGAUCUGGAAGGGGCUGGUAGGGGUCGGUCUGUUCGCCUUGGCACACGCGGCCUUCUCCGCAGCUCAGCAUCGUUCCUACAUGCGACUUACUGAAAAGGAAGACGAGACACUACCAAUAGAUAUAGUUCUCCAAACCUUGUUGGCUUUUGUAGUUUCCUGCUAUGGCAUUGUGCAUAUUGCUGGAGAAUUUAAAGACAUGGAUGCUACGUCAGAGUUAAAGAAUAAAACCUUUGACACAUUAAGAAACCAUCCAUCAUUUUAUGUAUUUAAUCACCGAGGUCGGGUCAUGUUUCAGUCGCCCGAUUCAGAGGAUUGUCACCAAAACCAAGCUACAUUUCCGUCCAAUCCUUCGCUGAAGCUUCGAAAACUAGAACCGAUGAAUCGUUAAAAACAGAUUUUUACUGAUCAUAGAACAGGACAUUGAAAUAACAUUGGAGUCCCGGAUGUAAACAAUUUUCUUUCCUUUUUUUUUUUUUUUCUUUUUCUGGAGCUGUAUCUAUAUUGAUCUUCCAGACUUUAUAAAAAUUAUAAACGAGGACUUUCUUUGUACACCUAAUAAAGAGGACUGUAUUGCGGAUUUGCAAUGCAGUGUAACUUAUUGCUACAAUUAUGCUGUGAAAGAUGUCUUUUAACUUGGGAAAAUAUUAAACAAUGCUGCAGCUGG
Pelobates fuscus (common spadefoot toad) is the source of this 750-nucleotide messenger RNA. RefSeq names its product membrane magnesium transporter 1 (gene MMGT1). The record is from RefSeq and is a predicted model, not a curated record. Gene Ontology annotation, cellular component: plasma membrane; early endosome; EMC complex. Lineage: Eukaryota; Metazoa; Chordata; Amphibia; Anura; Pelobatidae. The coding region runs from base 76 to 474 and encodes 132 amino acids. The transcript has 4 exons.